AUGCAAAAGGCGGCAACGCGUUCGGCGCGCCGGGACGGGCCAAACGAAAAGGAAAACGAAAAGAAAAAAGAAAACGGUGUUGGGAGAAAGAACGAAUCGGGACGCAGGGUCCGCGCGGGCUUGUUUCCUUGCCCGCCGAAGUCUGUUCAGUUCGUGCCAGACACGGCGUCAGCUGCACAGCAUCCAGCAGCUCGUCCGCACAGCGUCCCGGCGCAGUCCAUAUCGCGCAGGUUUGCCUCUCGGUUUUGGCCGGUUUCUCCGCCCGUGCGCUUAGCUUGUCCUCGGCGCUGGUGUCUUUUGCGGGAAGGGGAACUCCAGUUCGAAAAAGUGCACGCCGUUGUUUGGUGCCUGAACACCACAGCCUCCGAACAGACAAUGACUUCAGCUACGCGAUUAUGUUGCUUCGCAAUUGUCUUGUUCUGCUCAGCCAAGCAUAUCAGAGCCGGCUGCCUUUUCUCGAGCGAUUUCCUCAACUCGGAUUUCAAGUCGAACUUGGAUUCCUCGUCUGAACUUGGAAGCUACGGAGACGAGGACGAGCCCAGACUGAAAGGCUAUGGAUGCCCGCUCUACCCCGAGAAAUGCUGGGAGCACUGCGCCAAGCUAAAGAGAUUCCAGGCGACUUGCGGAGGAAUUCUGCAGAUGACCUGCGUCUGCUGACGUCACAACGGUGGUGUAGAUGCGGCCAUCUUCAGCGCACAUCCAGCAAGAAAUUUAAUUGAAUGCGCGCUCGGACAGCUUGCUUUAAGAUAGUAAAAUCGGAGAGCGAAGAAGACCAAAGAGUACGGGAGCAGGAAGAAGGGAGGUAGAUUGGAAUAGAUUGAAGCUUGCAACGACAACCAGCGGAGGCCUCUGCUGGGAGAUCGCAACUAGAAAACGCGCUUCGACCCUCAUUAUCGCAGGGUGUUGCAGGCUUACAUCAGUUGCUUUCUGCUUCUCAAAGAUAUUCUCUCAGUUCCUAUGAAGAGCCUGGUGCUCUCAGUUUGCUACUUAUCAUAAUUUCUCCUCAUUUUCUGUUAUGCGAGAGGAAGAACUUUGCUUGCAAAGCCGAACUCAGUGGGUGUAAGCUGGUUCUCUUAUUUAUUAUCUUUGUCAUCGCACGCUCAAGUUAACACUUGAAACCAAUACGAAAGAGAGCGCAAAUGACAGAGAACUGCACUCCUCGUGUAUGUGUUGCUCUGUGCCAAACGGCGUCCAGAUCGGUCCGUUCCGUUUGAACAGCUGUAAUCAUUUAGCGCUAGAAGAGGAACUUCGCAUUCGUUCAUUCGAGACACUAUGCUCAUUCAGUGUACAGUUCAGAACAGUUUAGCUUCUAGUACACGAGGAGCUGGUACUUCAAGAAGUUCGCUUACAGAAUUGUCUCUUCUCUUGCAUGAAGGCUUCAUCCAUUAAAGAUGUUCUACUGAG
Molecule: messenger RNA, 1404 nt
Organism: Dermacentor albipictus
Lineage: Eukaryota; Metazoa; Arthropoda; Arachnida; Ixodida; Ixodidae
Source: RefSeq, a predicted model, not a curated record